Messenger RNA from Emericellopsis cladophorae, 738 nucleotides. RefSeq lists its product as uncharacterized. The transcript has 2 exons. Bases 1 to 738 code for a protein of 245 amino acids. Lineage: Eukaryota; Fungi; Ascomycota; Sordariomycetes; Hypocreales; Bionectriaceae. The record is from RefSeq and is a predicted model, not a curated record.
AUGCCCGAGAUACUCACCAUGCCCAUCCGGCGCGAGCUCUUCGCCCGCAGCAUCAGCGACGACACUUUUGGCAAACUCAAGGCGUCACUCGACAUGGUCAAACGUGAGCGCACGUGGAAGUCGAAGUACCGCCACAAGAGCAAGUUUGCCCACAAGGGAAGCGUCGCCCACUGGCCCAUCUGGGCCAAGGUUCUGAUCGCGCUAGCCAUUGUCCUCAUCAUUCUCUUCGUUGGAGGAUUCGUCUUUCACGGAAAGAAGGAAUACGACCGCUCCAGGCAGACAGGCCGCUCCAUUCGAUGGGGAAAGAUUUUCCUGGGCGCCACCAAAAUUGCCCUCUUCCUCUGGAUCCCCAUCGGGGCGUAUCGCUUUGUCCAGGCACGCCGCAACAAGGGCAAGUAUGCGGAUAUUACAAGGGAAUCGCAGCAGCCCCCCAACAACGGGGGCACCACCAAGCCAUGGUCCAUGGCACAGGCGCCCAGCGAUGCGGACAGCAAGUACGAGCCCAUGGGAUACAAGUCGACCGUAUACGACCCCUACUCUGCGUACGCUAGUGUGGAGCAACCGACGACGGGCAGGGUAACUGUGACGGGAGCUUCGAGUCGGGCGACCGGUCCUGCUGCGCCCGCGCUUGGUAUUCACCAGCCGCCACCCGUUCACGAGUCUGGCGAUCUUGGGACGAGGACGCCUUCGCCGAGCCAAAUGUCGUUUCCUCCAUCCCCACAGCCUCAGUACCGCUAG